Molecule: messenger RNA, 2148 nt
Organism: Mesorhabditis belari
Lineage: Eukaryota; Metazoa; Nematoda; Chromadorea; Rhabditida; Rhabditidae
Source: the annotation of a GenBank genome assembly
AUGGGCUCUCUACACCAAAUCUUCCUCUUCACCAGCCUAUUCUUCACCGUUUUCUCUCUUCAUUUGAUCCCGGAAAGACUCGAGAAAGAGGAACAAUUGCACUUGGUGAAACGAGAUGGGGCAGCUGGUGAGGCGCCGGUGUGCGAGUGGAGUAACGGAGGCUCGUCGGUUCAUUGGAGUGCCACGAAGAAAGGUCUUCGAUUCAGUGUCUCGAUGGAGAGCAAAAAGGGCAAAUUAUGGUCAGCGAUCGGAGUCGGAGAGUCAAUGGCGAAUCUAAAACUUGCCAUCGCAUUCACUGAGAAUGGAAAAGUGAAACAAGUGGGCGGAUACAAAUCAACCGGCUAUCAACCCCCAGCAAAGGAAAAAACCCUCAAAGUGACGUUUGAUAAGAAGUCAGUGAAAGAGGUCAACGGACAGAUGAGCUUCGAUUUGGUAGUUCCGGCGGAAAUGUUCGCGGAAGCGGACGCAAACGGUUGUGUGACCCUUCAAUUCGGCAUCAACGCCGGUCAGUACCAAGGGCAGUACAACAUCCGGAAACACGAUCAAACACCGACACCACUUCAGGUGUGCAACAUCAACAAGUGUGGAGCUGAUCAGCCGAAGGAGGAACCCGCAGAGGCGGUCGAGGGUUCCGGUGACGCGCCUGAAAAGGAGGAGGAUGAUGGAAAGGUUACUCAAGCUCGCUUUCAGCAAAAUGUAAGCACUGGUGUUGGUGGUGGGAAUGGUGUGAGAGAGGCACCACAGAACGGUGAUGGAGUGGCGAUCGACCAAAAUAGCACAUCGAGUAUCGAUGAUGUGUUGGAGAUGAUCAGUGGAAAUGGGGCACAAGAGAAUGGGCAACCAGCUCAGCCGAGUGGUUUAGUUGAUGGUCAGCCUGGAAAUGGACUAGGUGCUGAUGGUCAGCCUGGUACUGGAAUGGGUCCUGGUAACGAUACUCAACCAGGGAAUCAGCCAAAUCUUGGUGGUGACUCUGGAAGUAAUCCAGCUGCUCCUGAUCAACCAGUUGAUGCUCAGCCGAGUCCCACUAACGAUACUCAACCAGUCGAUACUCAGCCAGGAAAUCAGCCAGGGAAUGGGCUAGGCUCUGAUGGUCAACCAGCUGGUACUGGAAGUGAUCCAGCUGCUCCUGGUCAAGCAGUUGAUGCUCAGCCGAGUCCUACUAACGAUACUCAACCAGCAGAUACUCAGCCUGGAAGUAAUCCAGCUACUCCUGGUGAAUCUGGAACUGAAAUGAAUCUUGCUAACGAUACUCAGCCUGGCUCAAGUCUCCUUAGUCAACCAGUCAAUACUCAGCCAGAAAAUGGCCCAGGACUUGCUGGCCAACCAACUGGCACUCCUGGUCCUGGUAACGAGAUGCAGUCAGCCAAGCCUGAAAAUAGCUCAGUUCCCAUUGGUCAACCAGUCGAUGCUCAGCCAGCCACUACUCAGCCUAACUCUCGCUCGCCAUUAAUAGCUCAACAUGGAGCUGAUCCACAGCUAGGAACUACUGUAAGGCCAAAUGCUCAGCCAGUGAGUCCAGUCGAUGUACAGUCGAGUGGAGCUGUCCGAAUCCCGCCUGGAUCAGAUCCAUUUGGUCCAGUCGAUACUCAACCAAUGCCAAACAGUGAACAGCAACCAGGAGUCGAUCCUCAGGCUAUACUCAACCAUAGCCAAACUCCAAAGCCUGGCCAACUCUUAGAACCAACUACAACACCGACUUCAAGCUUCAAGGCAGAGCCUAACCCGGAUACGGUAGCGGCUAAGAACGGUGAUGGGAAUGAGCAACAAACGCUUGACGAGAGCCCACUAACAGGGAAUAAAAACGAGACAGUGAUUGAGAAGACUACAAAACCCGCCGAAGAAUCGAAAAAAGAUGAGACUGGAUCAAAAGCAACUCUUGGCUCCGAGGACGAGGCAAAGACGUCGGGCAGCGGUUCAUCAACAUUGAUAACCGUUCACCCAUGUCGACCCGGGCACACCGAUCUACGCGUUUGUCAGGGAUACUUCUCGGAUUACCUUGGAAAGGUUGAACAAUGGGCAAACAGACACGGUGAGACGAUGGGUGCUCAACUUUGGAAGGCUUGUUCUCUUCUCUCCGUCGUUCAACAUGUUCCAACAAUGUGUUGCAAUGAGUUCCAUUCCACAUGCAAACAAUUCGUUCAAGAUCAA